Messenger RNA from Lindgomyces ingoldianus, 1595 nucleotides. RefSeq names its product putative transporter. The transcript has 4 exons. Gene Ontology annotation, biological process: carbohydrate transport; transmembrane transport. NCBI's taxonomy places the organism in Eukaryota, Fungi, Ascomycota, Dothideomycetes, Pleosporales, Lindgomycetaceae. The record is from RefSeq and is a predicted model, not a curated record. Gene Ontology annotation, molecular function: carbohydrate:proton symporter activity. Bases 72 to 1595 code for a protein of 507 amino acids. Gene Ontology annotation, cellular component: membrane.
AUAAAAACCAGCGAAGUCAUGUUUGCACAAGGCGAGCCAACGAAUCGACCAACCUCAACCUCAACCUCGAUAUGCAUGCACUCACCGACUUCAGAUGGCCCUCCCAGUACAUUGUUUCAAGCAUCCUCUGCUCCUUUGGCGGCUUCCUCUUCGGCAUGGACACAUCGAUUAUCGGCCCUGUCACGGUCAUGGAUAGGUACAUGGCCGACUUUGGUACCGCUUCUGCAACUGUCCAUGGCCUGGUCGUCUCCUCGAUAUUGAUCCCUGCAGCCAUCUCAUCCUUCUUUGCAGGUCGAGUGGCUGAUGCUGUCGGGCGUCCGAAAGGCAUUAGCAUUGGCGGCCUCAUCUUCGGUCUUGGUGCAGCGCUGGAAGCUGGUGCUGUGCAUUUGGCCAUGUUUGUUGUGGGUCGAGUGGUCGAAGGCGUCGGCGAAGGCAUAUUCUUGGGAAAUUUGGUCGUCUACAUUUGCGAGAUUGCACCACCUCGCCGGCGAGGACCUCUGACAUCCGGUCCUCAACUACUGAACACUGUUGGCCUUGUUGUGGGCUUCUUUACCUGUUAUGGCUCACGUAACAUAAACUCGUCACUGGCAUGGCGCCUUCCGUUUGCGCUUCUCGCUGCAUUUUCCUUCCUCUUCGCAGCUGUCUCACUGCUUUGGCUUCCCGAGUCCCCAAGAUGGCUCGUCCUUUGUCAUCGGGAGGCCGAGGCAGCCAGGGCAUGGGAUGUCCUCGGAGUGGAGAGCGCAGAUCGCGAGAAGUCCCACCAUGGACAUGAGAAUGCAGUUACUGUUGCCGCCAACUUAAACGACUCAACCGAACAACUUGGGAACCCAGUAACUUCGCUAUCUGCGCCAGUCAAAAACAAGUCUAGCUUACUGGAUGCGUUUGCCCCGGAUGUUCGGGCUCGGACGAUGCUUAGUGUUUUUAUCUUGGGCAUGCAGCAGAUGAGUGGUAUUGAUGGAAUUCUCUACUAUGCUCCGUUACUUUUCGAACGAGCCGGACUCACUUCCUCUAGUGCCUCCUUCCUAGCAUCAGGUGUAUCCGCAAUCGUUAUUCUCAGUGUCACAAUCCCAGCGCUCAUCUGGGCCGACAAAUGGGGUCGCCGUCAGAGUACCAUCUAUGGUGGACUAGGAUUGAGCGUCAUCAUGUUUCUGAUGGGCGGCCUCUAUGCAGGUAACGCGGUGCAUGACAGCUAUGGUGCCGGCCGAUGGGUCGUCGUCGUCUCGAUCUAUCUCUUUGCGGUUGUCUUCUGUAUUUCAUGGGCAGUCGGCAUCAAAAUCUACGUUGCUGAAAGCCAGCCACAGCGUACGCGUGCGAGUGCAACUAGUUUGGCCCAUGGAAGCAAUUGGAUCGCCAAUUUUCUAGUCGCCCUCACGACGCCCAUACUUCUAGAUCGCAGCACUUUUGGCGCAUACUUCCUCUUCGGCGGCUGCACUUUGCUUACCGCUGUGGUGUGUCUGAUUUGGAUGCCAGAGACUAAGGGCAAAUCGUUGGAUGAGAUUGAGGCGGCAUUUUCACAUAAAGCGCCCGGAACGAGAACCUUUUUCAGGUCUAUUCGAAGACUUCUAAGGGGGUUACAGGGUGGGAGGGAUCAGUGA